Molecule: messenger RNA, 4283 nt
Organism: Astyanax mexicanus (Mexican tetra)
Lineage: Eukaryota; Metazoa; Chordata; Actinopteri; Characiformes; Acestrorhamphidae
Gene: tmem41ab
Product: transmembrane protein 41ab
Exons: 5
Coding region: 108-983 (291 amino acids)
Source: RefSeq, a predicted model, not a curated record
UUUAUAGCUCUGAGUGUGAGUGUGUGUGUGAGAGUGAGUGUGUAAGAGCUGGGCUCCGCUGGUGUGGCUCAGCCCGCGGCUCUCUCAGGGAGCUGUAGCCGGGCAGCAUGCGCUCUAUCUGGGGUUUAGUGGCCGUGGUGGCCGCUGCCACCUUCUACCUGUACCUGCUGUCCACCUUCCUGCCCGCAGCGCCGCCGCGCGCACCUGCCGCACCUGCCGUACCUGCAGAGCAGCGCGAGGAGCACCAGCAGCACGAGGGGCACGAGGAGGAAGAGCUCGAGGACGAGCGCAGGCUGCAUUUCCCGUCGGAUCUGGACGAGCUGCGGGAGCUGGCAGAGCUGCUGAAGUUCUAUAAGAGGCAGCACACGGGUUACGUUUUGCUGCUGUACUGCAGCGCCUACCUCUACAAACAGUCCUUCGCCAUCCCAGGAUCCUCCUUCCUGAACAUGCUGGCGGGGGCGCUGUUUGGACCGUGGCACGGUCUGUUCAUCGCCUGCAUCCUCACUACAGUGGGCUCCACAAACUGCUACCUCCUGUCCCGCACUUUCGGCAAGCGGCACAUCGUACGCCUCUUCCCCGACAAGGUGGCCCUGUUACAGAGGAAGGCAGAAGACAACAGGAGCAGCAUGUUCUUCUUCCUGCUGUUCCUGCGCUUCUUCCCCAUGACGCCUAACUGGUUCCUGAACAUCACCUCUCCCAUCCUCAAUAUUCCCAUCCCCAUCUUCUUCUUCUCCGUCCUCAUCGGUCUGAUCCCCUACAACUUCAUCUGUGUGAGAACAGGAGCCAUCCUGUCUGAAAUCACGUCUCUGGAUGAUAUCUUCUCCUGGCGUACGCUGCUGCAGCUGCUGCUGAUCGCCUGCAUGGCCUUACUGCCCGGCGCUCUGAUCCGCCGAUACAGCCAGUCUCACCUCAAACUCGACGGCCUGGAGGUCAAUGGCCACCGCCACGACCUCAACAACCUCAGCGACCGCAAGACCAGAUGAUCCGGAUCCCUCUCCGGUUCUGUAGAGCUGAUCCUCACGGGUUACACUGUUUACCAAAAGCACUGUGGGAUUAUAUAGAUUGUUUAUUCUAUCUUAAUAUCUUAAAAUGAUGUUUAAUUAUUGAUAAAGUCUAAUGCAGGAGUUCUCAACUGGUCUCAGCCGGGAACCCACGUUUUCUCAGUGUCAUUAAGCCGCGAACCACAUUUUAGAAUACAAAUCAAACUUAAUUAUUUUUGAUAAACAAAAACUUAAAAAAUGACUUAAAAAAAAUUUACAGUUUAAUAAAGUACACAUAUAUGUAAAGUGAAUUAAAGAGCAUAUUUAUUUAAGAAACUGAGGAGGAACAUAACAACUACAUGUACAAAAGUUACUAACACGAGGCACCGAGUGGUCCGGCGACCAAAGUGCUGCCACUGUGAUCAGAAGAUCACCGGUUUGAAUCCCGGUCAUGUAGCUUGCCAUCAGCUGCUGGAGCCCUGAGAGAGCACAAUUGGUUUUGCUCUCUUUGGGUGGGUAGAUGGCGCUCUCUCCCCUCAUCACUCCAAAGAGUGCACUGUGAUGCUUCUUGGCAAUGCUGCAUUAGCAGCAGUUCAAAAAGAGGCGGAGUCUGAUGACUUCACAUGUAUCAGAGGAGGCAUGUGCUAGUCUUCCCCCUCCUAUUGAUAGGGGUGUCCUAAUGAGUGGGUUGGGUAAUUGGCUGUGUAAAUUGGGAAGAAAAAUGGAAAAAAAAAUACUAAAAUAAAAUUAAAUAUUAAAACUGCACAAAAUAAAUAAGGACACAAAAUUAGAGACAUCACUUUUCUGCAUUCAGAGUACAUUAGUAAGAAACACUGUCUCUUUUUUUCUCCCAAUAUAUAAGAUGACUACAAUUUUUUUUUUUUACAAGCCCACUUGGGUCCUGAUCCACCAGUUAAGAUUUGCUGGACUAAUGUAAUUAAUUUUUCUCAAAAAUAACAGCUACAGUAUGUCAGGAGAAGAAUACUUCUGUAGUUUUGCGCUAGUGCUACAAUGCUAUUGUAGUUAGCUAACGAACAGAAGUAGCAAUGCUUUUUUAGCAUCGCUAAAAAAAGAAGCAGCUUAUUUUUUGUACUUGUCAGUUUUAUAGAUGAAAAAAAAACAUAACACAUAAGCACGUCUUAUAAUGAUUUGUUUAAAGACAAGAAAAAUCUUAUUUUAGAUACUUUUUUAGUAAAUCUGCCUAGUGGAUGAGUUUUAGCUCUAGGCUUAUUAAAGUAAAGAGAGCAGAGGUGGACAGGGAGCAGAGAAACAGAAAUAGUGGACACUUACAAAGAGUUUUACAACGAUAAAAGCUGCGUGCAUCGUUUAUUUCUGUCUAAAUAAAUUCAUACUUGUCAUGAACAGGCCUUAAGAUGAUAAUGUAUAAAACCUGUACAGUAUGUGUUAAAGAAUGAACCUGUAUUUUCAAUCACUGGAAAUCUUAAUCUUAGUGCCACAAAUUGAUUCAUGCUAAAAUCAGUCACGUCUUAAAGCACAUAUAUAAGCUGUAUUAUGGUCAGAGGUGGAAAGUAAUGAAUUACAUUUAAUCAAGUUACUGUAAUUGAGUAGAUUUUAUGAGUCAUUUGUCAUUUUUAAAGUAGUUUUUAAAAUAGGUCAUUUUACUUUUACUCAAGUACAUUUUGACACAAGUAAUUUCAUUGUAAGAUCAUUGAAACCUAUGCCACUUCUUCUUGAAAGAGUUUUAUGGGGUGGUCUGAACAAAUACUGCCUGAAAGAUCCAGAUUAUUAUGUGGAAUAAUAUUUUAUUAAAAAUGAUUUAAUUUAUGAUUUGUUUUUACUUUUUUACAUCAAAUAAUUAAAAGUAACUAUGUAACGUUUACUCAAAUUACAUUUUAAAUUGAGUACUUUUUACUUUUACUCGAGUAGAUUUUUAAAUGGGUACUUUUACUUUUACUUGAGUAGAAUUUUAGCAAAGUAAAUGUACUUUUACUUAAUUACAAUUUUUCAGUACUUUCCCCACCUCUGAUUAUGGUGUGUGCCUUAAUAUCAAAUCAGCUGAUCUGUAUAAAAAUAAGGUAUAAUAUGAUGUGGAAAAAAACAAAAUAUAAAUAAUAUUGUAAUAUAUUUAAGUAUAUUUUAGUGGAUAAGAAUUUAGUAUUUUUUGCAUUAUUUUACAGCUAUAUAUAUAUAUAUAUAUUUUUGUGUUUUAAAUCUGUGUGAUUGAUUUAUUUUUGCCUUUUUGCCUUUAUUUUGUCCGUAAGCCUUAAGAAAGCUGAUGCACUGAAGGACGGGUGGAUUUGUGUGUCUCAGGUGUUGUAGAAAGUAUGUUUACACAUUUUAUAGAACAGUAUUUUAUGCUGCUUUUGUGUAUUUUUUUUGUCUGUGUAAUGUAUUUGUGACAGUUGCUGCUUAUUGAUUAUCAGUAAAAAUGGUGUUUUAGAGUAAAUAAGCCAUACUUUUUUUGGUAUUUCUUAGUAUUUAUUGAAAAUAUAAGUUACUGAAACUGUCUGGAUUUAAAGAAACCUGCUGUAUUACUUACUUUUACACCAUCAUGUGCCUUAAUGGAAACUUCUCUGCACUUUUUAAAAAUGCAAACUGCCUGUUAAAAUGAGACAUAUUUUAUAUUCUCACAGUGAGGUAGGAAAUUACCUGCAGAUGUUUGGUAAAAUAAUUUUUAUUUUUAUUUUUUUUUACAAAUUGUAGCCCACUUAAUAUAAUACGAAAUGUUACACUGUUCCCCAUUAAAAAUCUAAAAAAAUACAUACAAAAAUGAUCAGUGUAACCUGUCAAAUUGAUUGAUAGACUAGAAAUUUCAGUGUAAAUUAUAUUUGUUAAAAUACACUAUAUUGCCAAAAGUAUUCAUUUUUCAAUCCAAAUCAUUUAACUCUGUAAUAUCUCAAAGCAGAUGUGCCAAUUUCUCUGACAACCAUUUUUCAUUGCAAAGGUUUUCUUUCUGAGUGUAAGAUUAAAUUUUAGCUUUAUGUUUUUUUUUGGGGGGGUUUUUCUCUGCAGUUUGAGCUUUUCUGCAUGACUGUUUUUUUACAUUGUAAGAUUUGCCUCAAAUCUCUGUGAUGCAUUUUUUUUGUUUUUCUUCCAAAUUAUUUAAUUUUAUUAUUUAAUUUUCUAUUGGAUUUCAUGGUGCACUUCAUCCGUUUAUAAUGUCUUAUUCAGUAUUUGAUGCAUUACAGAGCUAUGAAUUCUAAACCGCAUUGUUUCUACAGAGGCGGUGUCCUUUUUUUUCAUUUUUGUUCAUUACAUUUUAUAAUAAUUUCCUCAGAUGUUCUAAGUUCUAUUGCUUACAUCUCUCAAUAUCACUCAAAUAAAGAUCAAAUGGUUACUUGA